Komagataella phaffii GS115 is the source of this 372-nucleotide messenger RNA. RefSeq lists its product as uncharacterized. Lineage: Eukaryota; Fungi; Ascomycota; Pichiomycetes; Pichiales; Pichiaceae. The transcript has a single exon. The coding region runs from base 1 to 372 and encodes 123 amino acids. The record is from RefSeq and is a predicted model, not a curated record.
AUGGUAAGCUUGCGAAAUGCGUUUGCACCCUUUGACCUGGAGAUGUUGCUGAAACAUUUUGAGAGAUCAUCCACGUUGCACAACCUGUUUUCAAUGGUAACUAAAGCACUGAUUCUGAUGAUCCCGUACCUGCUGCAUAUUUAUGGGAAUGAAGCCAUCGUGAAACUCGGCCAGUUUCAGCAAUUUCACACUGGACAUGGUGAAUACUUCAGUACAUUGCCCCAAAUUCUGUCAGUAUGCGCCACCAUGACUAUCGGUCUGAUUUCUCUUGUCUGUUUGACGAUAUUUCAUGGAUUGUGUCAGAUUGAAAAUCUCAAGAAGAAUACUAAAGUAGUUAGCAUGCUGCUGAGGCAACUACUUGAUUGGGAGUGA